Messenger RNA from Magnolia sinica, 2626 nucleotides. RefSeq names its product protein REDUCED WALL ACETYLATION 3-like. Gene Ontology annotation, cellular component: Golgi apparatus. The record is from RefSeq and is a predicted model, not a curated record. Gene Ontology annotation, molecular function: acetyltransferase activity. The transcript has 16 exons. NCBI's taxonomy places the organism in Eukaryota, Viridiplantae, Streptophyta, Magnoliopsida, Magnoliales, Magnoliaceae. Bases 540 to 2204 code for a protein of 554 amino acids. Gene Ontology annotation, biological process: xyloglucan metabolic process; xylan biosynthetic process; plant-type secondary cell wall biogenesis.
UUUCUAAAUGGUGCAAAACUAACAUUUUGGUUUUUAAUUUUCAACUAUCAACAUCCCACGUGGCGCUCGACUAUCGAAAGUUACCCCACGCCAGCUCCAGCGCAAGUUGCGCCAGCGAUUUCGAAACGAACGAAGAAAGGGUAAUCUCGUAAUUUCACAAACUGUAAGCUGUGAACUUGAAGAACAACCCCAACAUUCCUCAACUAACUACACUCAGCUAAUCCUCGCCUCUUUUGAAAAGAAAAGAAAAGAAAAUUAAAACACCGACACGUCUGGAUAAAAAUACCGACACACUCUCUCUCUCUCUCUCUCUCUCUCUCUCUCUCUCCCCAGCAGAAAUCUAGGGUUUGAAGAAGUGGACGAGAGCUUCUCUCCUUUAUCAGAUCCGUCUCUCCAUUUCACGGCAAAUGCUCCUGAAUCGACAGAAGUUUCUAGCUCUCUGAGAUCUCCUCUUCUCGAACGCAAAUGGUGACGAUCUCCGGACCUCUUACGCCCGGCCAGGUGUCAUUUUUCCUUGGAAUCAGCCCAAUAUUUAUAGCAUGGAUAUAUUCCGAGUUUUUGGAAUACAGGAAAAACUCAAUUUCAUCCAAAGUACCUGCAUCACAAUGCACUGGAGUGUUGCUAGCUCAGAUGCAUGUAUCAGGAAGUGGCUGUUGGUAUCUUUGGCUACCACAGUAGCUCAAUGGGUGCUGAAGCUUUCUGAUAUCAAUCUGGUCGAGUUGGGAAAGGAGACAGUUAAGGAAGAUGAUAGAGCUGUUUUAUUGGAGGGAGGGAUCAAACCUGCUUCUCCUAAAGUUCACAACUCAUCUGUAACGUCACAGCUUGUCAGAUUCUUUCUGAUGGAUGAGUCAUUCUUGGUUGAGAAUCGACUGAUAUUGAGAGCAAUAUGUGAAUUUGGAGCUCUUUUGAGCUACUUCUACUUGUGUGAUCGUACAACUCUCUUUGGGGAGGCAAAAAAGAGUUACAAUCGGGAUCUGUUCCUGUUUCUCUACUUUCUUCUCAUCAUAGUUUCGGCUAUAACUUCGUUCAAGAUUCACCAUGAUAAGUCGCCAUUCUCCGGCAAAUCCAUACUUUAUCUGAAUAGGCAUCAGACUGAGGAAUGGAAAGGGUGGAUGCAGGUAUUGUUCUUGAUGUACCACUACUUUGCUGCGUCAGAGAUUUAUAAUGCAAUCCGCAUGUUUAUCGCUGCCUAUGUAUGGAUGACUGGAUUUGGAAACUUUUCCUAUUAUUAUGUCCGGAAGGAUUUCAGCCUUGCACGGUUUGCUCAAAUGAUGUGGCGGCUUAAUUUCUUUGUGGCAUUUUGCUGCAUAGUCCUUAAUAACAACUACAUGCUAUACUACAUCUGCCCCAUGCACACCCUUUUCACUCUUAUGGUUUAUGGUGCCCUUGGGAUUCUAAAUAAAUACAAUGAGAUUGGAUCUGUCAUUGCUGCGAAAAUCAUUGCCUGUUUUUUGGUGGUUAUUCUGGUUUGGGAAGUUCCUGGUGUAUUUGAGUUGAUAUGGAGGCCAUUCACAUUCCUUCUUGGUUACAGUGACCCAGAUCCUUCAAAACUAAAGCAUCCCCUCUUGCUUGAGUGGCAUUUCCGCUCGGGACUUGAUCGCUACAUAUGGAUUAUUGGCAUGAUAUAUGCUUACUAUCACCCAACUGUUGAGAGGUGGAUGGAAAAAUUGGAGGAAACUGAAGCAAAGAUUAGAAUAUCCAUUAAAACAACUAUUGUGACAAUUUCAUUAGUGAUGGGAUAUUUGUGGUUCGAGUAUAUAUACAAGUUGGACAAGAUCACUUAUAACAAAUUCCAUCCUUAUACAUCAUGGAUCCCGAUAACUGUCUAUAUUUGCCUGAGAAAUUUCACUCAGCAGUUCCGCAACUUCUCUUUGACUCUUUUCGCAUGGCUCGGAAAGAUAACGCUGGAGACCUAUAUCUCACAGAUUCACAUCUGGCUAAGGUCAGGCAUUCCUGAUGGACAGCCCCGAUGGUUACUGUCACUUAUCCCCAACUAUCCAAUGCUAAACUUCAUGCUCACCACGUCGAUAUACAUUGCGAUUUCUUACCGAAUCUUUGAACUGACAAACACAUUGAAAACGGUGUUUGUGCCAAGUAAAGACAACCAGCGCCUUAUGCAUAACAUGAUGGCGGCGGCAGCUAUUUCGAUCAUGUUAUACUCCUUGGCGUUUGUUUUCCUCCAAAUUCCACGGAUGCUGGUGUAAGGGAAAAAAUAAAAGAGUUUGGCGGAGUUGUAUGUGUCUAUGAGCAGAAUUGUCCUUUUUCUCCUUUCUAAAGAGAAAAGGAUUGUGUUAUAGAGACUGCCUGCUAACAUCUGCAAACCAAUCUGAGAAACAGGCAUGAGAAUCCCAGGGUUGAAGAAUCGAGGUAGCCAAAAUUCAAUGAGCUUACUCUUUCAACGGGUCGUACUCAUGGAUGCACCUGCAAUAGAAGACCUACGGUGAUGGGAAGUAUACAUGCAUACAAGAUGAUGCACUGUUAGCCAUAGCCACUGCAGUAAAGAUAAUUUUAGAUAUUGUCAGCCAUAUUAUUCCAUGGUUAUCUGAUGUAUAUAAAAUGGUGGUGCAUUAAAUUCGGGUAUCUGUUUUUGAGGUAGUGUAUAUUUUAUUUAUGAUGAUUUCCCACA